CAUAUUUUUAAGAUGGUCGAGUUCUGUGGAUAAAUCUAUCAAUUACAACUUUCUAUAACAUUAUAAUAAGUGAUCAACAAUGAAUAAUUAAAGCGGUUUAUCAACUUGACUUGUGGUAUAUUUUUCAUGUGUCUGAUUCGAAAUGGGCGACAGCAGCGACUCAGAAGAGUUCUACGACGCUGAAGACUUUACACCCGCUAGGGGAUCGAAGAGAUCAUCACUCUGCAAGAGUAUAAGCAUAACAGACAACUCUAGCGGCUCAGACAAAGAAAAGGAUAAGACGAGUAAUAAAAUUGAAGAUGAUGCUGCAGCUGUUUCCACACGGAGUAAAGAAACCCCAGUAGACGAACAUUCCUCUGUUAAAAAUGUGGUACAAGGUCGCCGUAGGUUCCAAGAGUUGCGGAGGUGCAUGCAAACGGAGGAAGAAGACGAACCAGAUGUGCCGCAACAGUCUGAUCAUGCAUAUGCCCUGGAGCAUCCAUUCAAAAUCAUAUCGCACGACACGAUGAGUCUGCAGAGUAUGACGUCACUCGGCAGGAUCGGCAGGAUACUCAGUGGGGCGGCGGAGUCGCAUCCAAACAUAAGAGAGAACAUUCCAGUACCUUCUGCAUCAUCGCGAGAGCCCUCCACGAUAUCUGACGAUCCUUUAAACACUGACAGAACUCAGAAUGUAUUAGCGAUGGCCGAGCCGGACGUGAUAGCGAGCACAAAAGCGAACAGUCUGAAACAGAGAGGGGGCGGCGCCGCCAUCGUGGCCGUCAGCCACACCCACCUGCCGGGGCCGGUCGCGCCGCCCAGGAAGAAGAAACGCAACAAGUUGCACGGCUCGCAGACACUGUCCACGGCUGAGGGGGACGACGUGAGCGUGUGCUCGCAGCCCGCGCCCGCACCCGCGCACGCACUUGCGCACGCACCCGCGCACGCACCUACACCUGCGCCUGCGCACGCGCACACACUCGGCGCCUCGCGCAAGCCGCACCUCGACUCGCUGCGGGUGGAGGCGGCUCAAGUAAGCACCUUGAGUCAGAGCAUGGCCCUGCCCAGUCCGGCGAGCACCAUCGAAUCGCUCACGAGAGAGUUUCAAGACUCGUUAGAACUCUCACAUUCUAAAUAUGCAAGCGACAUGUCCCUGGGCGACACGUGGUCGUCGCCCGCGCCGCCGCCCGCGCGCGCACACGCGCACGCGCACGCGCACGCACACGCGCACACGCACGCUGACCUCACUGGGACUAUUAAUGGUGAAUGCGGUCGCAAUGAAGAUACGCGUGCGGGUGCGCGUACGCACAGCGGUACGGCCAGCCUGGGCUCCACGACUCGGCGGGGCGAAGGCAGCCGCGCGCGGCGGCGCUCCGCGGGCGACUCGCCGGCGGAGGGCGAAGCGCCGGGCGAGGGCCUGCGCGCGCGCGCCGCCUCGGGCCGCCAGCUCUCCGACAUCGAGAUACUGGAGCAGGUCACCGUGCUCAACCUGGACACUGGUGCGUCACCCCGUACCCUGUUAUUAUGCUUAUAUUACUCUUUCAUACGAAAACAGCAGAUCGGAUCGGUAUGCAAUUUGGUGGAAACUGAUGAGGAAAGCGAAAGCGUGUGUGCUGGAGGCGUUGAGGACGAGACGAAAGAAGCUAAAAGGGAGUCGGUUGAUCGACAAACGACCGCCAUCAAGCGUAAAACUGAGAAUGUAAUUCGAGCCGAUCUCGUCAAGUGUCACUCCCAAGACAACAUAAACAUCAGGUUAAAGCGGUUCUUCGGUAGCACGGUAAAGAAGACAGUGGACGCGGCCAAAUCGCUAGCGCAGGAGGUGUCGCACGCGAGGCACAAGGAGGACGUGGCGGAGAUCGCGGACGACGUGCACGGGGAACACAACAUCAAGCUGAAAGCGUCCAACUCGCACAAGGGGCCGUACGACUUUGAUGGCUGCGUGCGAUAUGUUCAGGAGCUGGGCGGGGGCGGCGGGGCCGGCGGGGGGGGCGCGGGCGGCGCGGGGCCGGCGGGGCACGCGGGCGCGGUGUGGUGCUGCAAGUUCAGCGUGUGCGGGCGCCUGCUCGCCACCGCGGGGCAGGACCGCCUGCUGCGCGUCUGGGUCACGCGCGACGCCUACCACAUGUUCCAGGACAUGCGCACGAAGUACAACGCGGAGCAGAAGUCGUCCCCCACCCCGUCGCAGGAGUCGCUGGCGUCGCUGGCGCCGCCCCCGUCCCCCGAGCACUCGCCCCCGCUGGGGCCCGCCGCGCCCUUCAACCCCAAACCCUUCUGCGUCUACUCCGGCCACAAUUCCGACCUUCUGGACGUGUCCUGGUCGAAGAACUACUUCAUACUCUCCAGCUCCAUGGACAAGACCGUCCGGCUGUGGCACAUCUCGAGGGGCGAGUGCUUGUGCUGCUUCCAGCACAUCGACUUUGUGACGGCCAUCGUAUUCCACCCGCGGGAUGAUAGGUACUUCCUGUCGGGCAGUCUCGAUGGAAAACUGCGGCUCUGGAACAUUCCGGAUAAGAAGGUGGCCGUUUGGAACGAAGUGGACGGCAAAACGAAGCUGAUAACAGCGGCGAACUUCUGCCAGAACGGCAAGUUCGCCGUCGUCGGCACGUACGACGGCCGCUGCAUCUUCUACACCACCGACCAGCUGAAGUAUCACACGCAAAUCGACGUCCGCUCCACCAGGGGGAAGAACUCCACCGGCCGGAAGAUCAGCGGCAUCGAGCCCAUGCCCAACGACGACAAAAUCCUCGUGACGUCCAACGACAGCCGCAUCCGGCUGUACGACCUGCGCGACUUGAACCUGUCCUGCAAGUACAAGGGCUACGUGAACGUCUCCAGCCAGAUCAAAGCGUCCUUCUCCCACGACGGGAAGUACAUAGUGAGCGGCUCGGAGAACCAGUGCAUCUACAUAUGGAAGACGUGCCACGACUACUCCAAAUUCACGUCGGUGCGCCGCGACCGGAACGACUUCUGGGAGGGGGUCAAGGCGCACAACGCGGUGGUCACGUGCGCCAUAUUCGCGCCCAACCCGGACCACAUGAUCCGCAUGAUCAGCGAGCGGGAGGAGAAGCUGAAUGCGGGCAAGAGUCGGGAGGAGAAAGAGGAUGUGAAGGGUCCGGAAGGCGGCAUGGUGUCGUCGUCGCAGACGGGCCACGUGCUGGUGAGCGCGGACUUCAGCGGCGCCAUCCGCGUCUUCGUGCACAAGGCCAAGCCCAAGCACUCCUCGCUGCCGGCCUCCGCGCUCGCAUAACUUUCAUUCGUUCAUUUCAUUCAUUUCGUUCGUUCAUUUCAUUCAUCAAUCAUUCAAUCGUUCGUUUCAUUCAUUCAUUCGUUCAAUCGUUCGUUCGUCAAUUCAAUAAUGCUACAAAUUUAUCAUUCGCGAUUUUUUUUUUAUUUAAGGUUGCUGACAAUGCUCCCGAUAAAGUAUUUGACGAUGUGACGGUAAUUUGCAUACAUCAUAAGUAUUAACUGAUAGAUAAGAGCAACGGAACAUAUCCAGAAGUUGUGAGUGCGGCCACAAAUUGUCCGCCAUAAUCAGGGCGGACAGUUUUGUGAAAAGUCUUCGUCAUCCCAGACUCCGUCCUUCGCUCUCGCUAACAAGAACAUAACGCAUCGGUCUGAUCCUUUACGUUCCCGCUCGUGACGUAAAAGCGCCAAUAUGAAUUCGUUUUGGUAUCCGCUUACACUUGUGACAAUGACCACAAACAUUCGGGAUCUAUUUAUGACUUUAAAUUGUGACUGUAUGGCAGAUAAAAAUGGAUUGUUGAAGUCUUUUAAUUUAUAUGCAAUGUCUGUUGGUGUAAUCGGUAUGGGAACUCGGAACACAAGUGCAAUGUGCAAUAAAAGAAAUCAUUAAAAAAUUAGAUACAUCAAGAACAUUUUUGACGAUUCUAAGAUUUUUAAGCGUUUUGUAUUGUUUUCUGCCUAAAGAGGAAAACAGGCCAGAAACUUUCAAGCAUGCUUAAGUAAAACACUAUCUGUAGAUAAUUUACAUAAUGUAUUGAACGAAUAUAACUAUAAUAUUAACAACUAACUCUCUGUUAUAUCACAAUACGUCAUCCCGAAUCGCGUUAUUAUAAAACCAUUUGAUAUGUUGUUAAAUGUUUUCUAUAAUUUCGAUGUUUCGAUGUUUUAAAAUUUGGUCGUUUGUCCAAUGUAAUUUAGUAUAAACUUAUUAUUGUAAACCUAUUCUAUUUGAUAUAUCAAACAUAAAUCCAGAUAGAACGGUGAAAGAAUAUAAAAAUACAAAGAAAAAGUUACUAAUAUGAUAACAAUAAAAAAACUUCAUUUAUUUUAUAUCGAAGCUCGUUAUUCCCGUAAAAAAUUAACUUUUUCAGCAACAAUUAAAAAUUUCAAUCCAUACCAUUUGUAUAGGAUUCGGUAUAAUGUGGAUUAUAGCACAUAUUCACGUAUAUUCAGCUGUUGUUAAAAAUAGCCCAGACUUGAUUGUGUGAAAUUUUAUAAUCAAACAUAUUUUUUGAGGCAUCCCUAUUUAUAUAUGUUCAGAACCACGUUCUAUUUGAUACAAAUUAAUUUUGACACCGUAUUCAUUUGAGCAAAGGUUGACCUUAUGUGGGAUAUUAGACUAUGGAAACGAGGAAUGAUAAAAAUUCUUAACCAAAUGUGACUGUCACUACAAUAAAGGCAUCGCUGUUGGUAUUUUGGAAAAACGGUGAAUCUUUAUGUUCUUUUUAUAUUAAUAAAAGAUACAGCUGGAAUGGUUGGCAAUAAGUGAGGAAAGAAAGCUGCUUUCUAAACUGAUUGAAAAAUGUAUAGUUUCAGCGUUCAAUACACUUCAAAAUUACUUGCAUUUAAGUAAAAAUAAAUUGUCUCCCUUUAUUUUGAGCCACUUUGAAAAAUCUUGAAUUUAUGAGAUUUAAGCCAUGAAUCGUAUGACCCUAUACGCACAUAAAUAACAGAAUUCAAUUUAGUGGUUAUUCUUUAAUCGACCAAAUUAAUAUUUAUAUAUCACGUUUGUGUUUAAAACUAAUGGGUUGUUAUCACGGAUUACCAAAUGAUAAUCGAAUUAUGUCUUUAGUUAUAAUAGAAUAUAAAUAACUUAUAAAUGUAUAACAAUUAUUAUUAUGACUUAAAAAGUAAACACCUUCUCUAUAAAACCAUAUUAUAAAUUAUGUUAGUUAUUUCAAUAAAAUUGUGUUAAAAAAGUAUUUAAUGCUAACAUAUGCUUAAAUCGUGUAUAAUUUAUUUUCGUAUUUAUCAAAAAAUGUAUUAAAGUGUAUUUGUAUAUUUGUUAGGAAGUUAUACACCAAUUAAUAUCUCGUUUAUUUUGUAUAAGUUCUUGCCUCUAAAUAUUGUGAUUAAUAAAAUAAGUGUACAUUAAUAGUUGUAUAGAUCGCGAUGCCAUUGUAUUGUAUGUUUAACUGGCAUUUAUAUUUGAACAUAAAUGGGUAUAUAACAUGUU
Molecule: messenger RNA, 5395 nt
Organism: Zerene cesonia (dogface butterfly)
Lineage: Eukaryota; Metazoa; Arthropoda; Insecta; Lepidoptera; Pieridae
Product: WD repeat-containing protein 44
Exons: 18
Coding region: 143-3223 (1026 amino acids)
Molecular function (GO): protein binding
Source: RefSeq, a predicted model, not a curated record